AUGGCUUCUGUCACUCACCCACCAACUACCACACUCAACACCGACCACAUCACAUUCUCCGAAACCUUUCGCCCCACAAAGUCUCAUCCUUUCGCCCAGGUUUCACUUCCCACCAGAAAAAACCACUUCUCUCCUCUUAACCACUCCAUCGUUAUUUCUGGUUCCGCCCUAGGAAUCACCGCCACUAACAACGUUAAUAAUGUUUCAAACAACACUGCAAGACCCUCGCUUGCCGAUUUUUGGAGAGAGGUUCAAGGGUGCAACAACUGGGAAAACCUUUUAGACCCCUUGCACCCUCUUCUCCGCCAGGAGAUCAUUCGCUAUGGCGAGUUUGUAACCGCUUCUUACAAAGCCUUUGACCUCGACCCAACUUCCAAACGCUACUUGAACUGCAAGUACGGCAAGAAGAGAAUGUUGACUGAGGUGGGAAUGUCCAACUCCGGCUAUGAAGUCACCAAGUACAUCUACGCCACACCCGACAUAAACCUUCCCAACAUGUCCAACUCUUCUUCUUUUUCCUCGUCCUCUGGUCGGUGGAUUGGUUACGUGGCCGUGUCGUCAGAUGAAGCAGUGAAGAGACUUGGACGGAGAGACAUACUGAUAACUUUUCGAGGAACUGUUACAAAUCAAGAAUGGAUUUCAAACCUGAUGAGCUCCUUGAGUCCCGCCAUGCUUGAUCCUUAUAAUCCUCAACCUGAAGUGAAGGUGGAGUCAGGGUUUCUCUCUCUUUACACCUCUGAUGAAAGCUCUUCCAAGUUUGGACUGGAGAGUUGCAGGGAACAGCUUCUCUCGGAGGUGUCAAGGUUGAUGAACAAGUACAGAGGGGAGAACGAGAGCCUCAGCAUAUCGUUGGCCGGUCACAGCAUGGGGAGUGCCUUGGCCAUAUUGCUCGCCUAUGACAUAGCCGAGCUUGGAUUGAACAAAAAAAAAGGUAAAAAAAGAAGCACCAGCGAGGUGCCAGUGACUGUGUUCUCCUUCGGGGGACCGAGAGUUGGUAACUCCGAAUUCAAAAACCGAUGCGAGGAGUUGGGUGUGAAGGUGCUAAGAAUAGCGAACGUGAACGACCCCAUCACGAAACUACCGGGUGUGGUGUUCAACGAGAAUUUUAGGGUUUUGUUGGGAGGAAGGUACGAGUUCCCUCGGAGUUGCUCCUGUUAUGCUCAUGUGGGGGUUGAACUAAUGCUUGACUUCUUCAACGUCCAAAACCCUUCUUGCGUUCAUGAUUUAGACACUUAUAUCGGCCUUCUUAGGCGUCCUAAGAACGAUGAAGUGCUAAAUCAACAAUGGGAUGGAGUGAUGAACUCGUUCUUGGAGAAGGCAAGAGAGUUAAUCUCUAGCUCGCAAACCAUGAAAAUUUUACCCCAUGUGGUAACUGCAUGUAACUAUCAUGAUCUUCUGAAUUCAUUCUCAAGAGACAUAGUAUGUUCUUGGAGCGAUGAGUUGCUUUUUGGCCUGGUUCUUUUGUUGUUGUAA
Vigna radiata var. radiata (mung bean) is the source of this 1473-nucleotide messenger RNA. RefSeq names its product galactolipase DONGLE, chloroplastic-like. The record is from RefSeq and is a predicted model, not a curated record. Gene Ontology annotation, cellular component: chloroplast. Lineage: Eukaryota; Viridiplantae; Streptophyta; Magnoliopsida; Fabales; Fabaceae. Gene Ontology annotation, molecular function: glycerophospholipid phospholipase A1 activity. Gene Ontology annotation, biological process: jasmonic acid biosynthetic process. The transcript has a single exon. Bases 1 to 1473 code for a protein of 490 amino acids.